AGAGCAGUGACAGGAUGUGAUGACGCAGUGAUACAUAACAGGAAGGACAGGCCACAUAAAGAGAAAACGCAGCAGAAUUUUCAGUCUUUAUAACAACAAUUCCCAGCAUCCCCUGCGUGAGGGAAACUGUAGUUCGGCGUUUGGACAGGUGAUGGAGACCCUCAGUGAGUUAAGGUUAUCUGAGGACGACCCCUGUCUAAUUGGCACUAAGAAUCCCGCAUCCAUCACAGAGGAGUGCUGCGAGUUCUCAGUGGCAGUUGCAGGUAGUCCUGGUGUUGGUAAAACCGUUUUGAUCCAGGCUCUCCUGGGCCUGACUGAAAGCCACCCGCACUCCAAUGCGGCCUCCCUGCACCCAACAAGACCCGGAGGGCCCUUACUGUACAUUCACCCAUCUCAUCCUGGUUUGAGCCUCUGGGAGUUGCCCCUGGAAGAUGGAUCUCCUGAAAAGUGGAUUUCGGAGGCCGACCUCCUGCUGCUGGUCACUAAUGGGCAGUUUUCAGCUGUCCAUAUAGAUUUAGCCCACAGUGCUCUCUCCCAAGGGAAAAAGCUAUGUCUGGUGCGCAGCCAGGUGGAUUGUGAUUUGCACACCCUGAAGAGGAGGAUGAAGGAGAUGUUUAUUCGGGAGGAAGCUCUGCAGUCAUUGUGCUCAGUCACCCUCCAGCCUUUUAGUGACCUGAUACAAGAAGGGGAGAUCCGGCUGUUUCUGGUGUCCGGCUAUGAGCCAUGGAAACUGGAUACUGCAGGAUUAAAGGCAGUAAUAGAGGAGACCGCCAGAAUGUGCGGGAGGCCACUCUCACUGCUCCAGCAGGGGUACGAGGUGAUCGGAGACAAGGAGAUUUCAGAACUGCAGUCUGCUCUAGAAAGAGGAGGAAUCCCAGAGAUGGUCAGAUUUAUCCAGAACAGUCUGGACACUCUGCUUGACACCCGCAUUGACUUUGCUUUUGAAGGAGGUGAAUGUAGCGUCCGUCACUCUCUCCUUAAUGCACUGAGAGGAGUUGGAGAUGAGGAAGAUGGUUCAGCUCAUGAGAAAGAUCCAGAAGGCCCAAUUGAGUAUCCAAGUCUCAAAUACCCAAAGGCAAGUCUAUGGGACCUACCAGGCCUGGAGAAACAUGAAUUUCAGGUUAAAGAUUACUUAGAACAUGUAAAUAUCAACCACUAUGACUUUAUAUUUCUGCUAGUGACUAAUGGAACAGAGGCCACCGAUAACUUCAAAUCUUUACUCUCGGAGCUCAAAAAGGAGGGAAAGAAGGUCUUCCUUAUACAAGCCUGUGAAGAAGUAAUUCCAAUGGAAGAGGAAAGAGGAAAAAAUGAGGUUUUUGUUCUUUGCCCGACUAAACUCCCAGGGCCGGAAUUCCAUAGAUUGCUAGGGAACCUGGAGAAGCAACUGUCCACCCAUAAGUCUCGUGCUUUCAUGCUCUCUCUCCCAAACCUUUCUGCUGAAGUCAUCCAGAAAAAGAAAGAUGCACUUGCUCAUGAGAUCUGGAAGGUGGCUCUGCUUUCAAGCCUGGUGGCUUGUGUGCCAGUUCCUGGAGUAGCCAUAGCAUGUGACAUGUCUUUGCUGACUGCCAGGCUAGACACUUACCGUCAGGAGCUGGGGCUGGAUGCCAGUUCCAUUGCCUCUCUAUCCCAACAAUAUGGGGUGCCUGUAGCUAGUCUUAUGUUAGAAAUCCACAGUCCUGCAGGAAAGGGGGUGACUCGGGAGUUAGUUGGCAAGAUGCUUGGCACUGCCACUGGCCUUGGUCUAGAAGUAGCAGGAGUCAUUCUUCAUCGCUUCCCUCUCUUGGGUCCUCUUGCUACGGGAGGAAUCGCUUUCCAUGCCAACUAUAGUGUGCUGGGUCGCUGCUUGGAGGGCAUGGCAGAAGAUGCCCAGCGAGUGCUGGAAAAGGCUCUGAAGUUCAAUUCUGACCCCAUGAACUGAACUAAUAAACUAAGCAUUCCUACUGGGGAGUAUAGUAAGUAGUGCAAACAGAGGCAUCACAAUAGAGAAAGCAGACCCAGUGGCUUUUGGGAUAGCCAUAUUAAUGGGGCAUAUUAAUCUCUAGUUAUGCCUCUGGGUUCAGCUGUUCUAUCAGAUCCAGUAAGCCAAGCCAACAGUUAUUGGUCUAGUGCAAGUAGAACACACAAAGCAUCUGAUUGGUUUAGGGAUGCACCAAAUCCACAAUUUUGUGCUGAACCCCUGAAUCCUUCAUGAAAGAUUUGGCUGAAUACCGAACCACAUCAGAAUCCUAAUUUGCAUAUGGAAAUUAGGGGCGAGAAGGGUGAAAGAGAACCGCUGAGGACACGGUUAAAAAUUGUAUCACUUCCUUAUUUGUGUGAUUUUAAGGAUUUGAUUCGGCCAGGCAUGAGGAUUCCGAAUCCUGGCUGAAUACCGGAUCCUAGGUGCAUCCCUACGUUGGUUGCUAUGGGCUACUGAAGUGGAGAAAACUUUGCACUAGUAACCUAUAGCAACAAGAUAGCAGUUAAUAGUCUAAUACAGGUUACUAUAGUAUACCUGGAGCAACUUUGCACCUCUACAUAAGCCCCCGUUAAACCCCUUAUCUCAUUUAUGCAUGGCACUUUAUAAAUACAACUUUAUCAAGCAGCUGAGAUGGAAAUACUCUGUUGGGGCAGGCCGGGCAUGUUACCAGUCCAUCCUAUACAACUGCCAUUAAUCUAAAGCUUUAUGUCUGCAACUGUAAAACUUUAUUAGUAAGCGAAUGGGAAUGACUCGCUGAGGCUGCCAAUGGCCGGGCAUCUUUUGGCUUUUAUUGCAAAGCUUCCCAUGCGCUUGCACUGAUGAAUAAAACUGUUAAAAUAC
Molecule: messenger RNA, 2797 nt
Organism: Xenopus laevis (African clawed frog)
Lineage: Eukaryota; Metazoa; Chordata; Amphibia; Anura; Pipidae
Gene: irgq.L
Product: immunity-related GTPase family, Q L homeolog
Exons: 3
Coding region: 152-1918 (588 amino acids)
Cellular component (GO): membrane
Molecular function (GO): GTP binding
Source: RefSeq, a predicted model, not a curated record